Phaedon cochleariae (mustard beetle) is the source of this 6051-nucleotide messenger RNA. The record is from the annotation of a GenBank genome assembly. NCBI's taxonomy places the organism in Eukaryota, Metazoa, Arthropoda, Insecta, Coleoptera, Chrysomelidae.
AUGAAUCUCAACGAGGCUGUGAUGAAAAGAGGAAAAGGCAGAGGAAAUAGAUGUAUUCUGACCAAAUUUAAACCUGAUCGAAAAAAAAUCUCGGAAAUCGUAUCAAAAAAAUUCUCACCAACAUCAGCAGCUUCUGACAUCAACUGGGGAAAGAAUCAUAUAAGCAUUACAAAUUCUUCAUCUAGCAAAAAGUCUGCAGGGAGCCACAAAUACAAAAAUGAAGAUUUUGGUUCCAGAAUAAUAGUUGCACUGACUGAGGGAAGAGGAGAGGCUAGAUGUGAAAUUGGAAUUGCAGCAAUCAGUGUUUCGAUGCCAUUCUUGAUACUUUGUCAGAUAUCUGAUUCUCAGAACUAUAUCAAUACUUUGACAAAAAUUAACAUUUUGAAUCCGAGUGAGAUCUUGGUGCCAAACACUUUCGUUGAACAUUUUUCUGGUAAUCGUCUGAUUAAUAAGGUGAAAGAAAGGUUUCCCAAUUUGAAAUAUGUUGGAGUCCCGAGGAGUACAUACAAUAAAUUAAACGGUUUUGAAAUGCUCAACAAUCUAUGUAUUCCUUCUUUGAAUGGUAUUCUGUUGGUUCUACAGCACAGGUAUUAUGCUUUAGCUGCAGCUUCCGCUUUGAUAACCUAUAUACAAGACCAUGUUUUCAUCUAUUAUGCACCUGGAACUAUAAAAGUUGAUUAUCAGGAAUCUGAAGGAUAUGCUGUUAUAGAUGUUUCUACUGCAGACUACCUUGAACUUGUCAGCAGUACAAGACCAGCGCAAGGUAAUAAAUAUGCGAGCCUAUUCGGUGUCCUCAAUCAUUGUCAAACGAAAAUAGGCGCAAGAAUGCUCCGAUCGAUCAUUCUGCAACCACCGUUCAAAGCUGAAUACAUAGAAAACCGCCUGAGAUGUGUGGACGAAUUGAUCGAAAAUAAAGAUAUGCUUACUUGUAUACAGGUUCUAUUGAUUAAAAUGUCAAAUAUCGACUCACUCUUGAGCUUAGGAACAAUGAUAUCAAACGACCCUUUGAAAAGUUCAAUAAGUCAUUUGAAUUACAUACUUCGGCUGAACUCUAUUCUGGACAUUAUUACCCCCCUAAAGGAGAACCUUGAGUCGUUCACCCAACCGUUUUUCCUUCAGAUAUCGAAAACAUUGGCGAACCAAAGUUUUUCUGAUAUUAAAAAUAUGCUAAGGCAGACCAUACAAGAAGAUGCCCAGCCUGCUAGAGGUAAUGGGGCGAUGUUGCAAAGAUGUUUUGUUAUCAAACCAGGCAUUAACGGACUACUGGAUUUAGUUAGAAAAACUUAUACAGAAAGACUGAAUGAUCUGAAAGAAUAUGUGAAGUCUUUGGCAGAAAAAUAUGAUCUAUCACUAACCCUAGGGAACAAUCAAACGAAAGGCUAUCAUAUCGUAUUGAGUCUUAGCAAAACCCAGAAAAAAACCUUCAAGAAAUCCGAUUUACCAGAUGAAUUCAUUGAAGUUCACUGCUCGACUGGGUGUCGUACAAUGAAGACUCCGGAAUUAGUUAAUUUGUCUACGAGACUCGAUGACAUUAUGACUGAUAUUCUUAAAAUCAGCAAUGUGAUGAUCCAUGGUAUAAUAGUUCACCUAAAGAAGCACAUACAUCUAUUUUACAUUCUAUGCGAAGAAAUUGCCCAGCUUGACGUUAUUCAGUCAUUGGCAAGUACGAGUCUCAUGAAUGAUUAUGUCCGACCUACUUUCUCUGAAUUCACGGAAAUAAGUCAUGCCCGGCACCCUUUAUUAGAUAUUUUGUUGAUCAACAAGCCAGUUUCAAAUCAUGUAACUUGCUCUGACGAUUUCAACGUCAACAUAAUAACUGGACCAAACGGUUCUGGUAAAAGUGUUUUCAUUAGACAAGUCCUAUUACUGCAAGUUAUGGCUCAAGUUGGUUGUUAUGUACCUGCCCAAUCUGCGACAUUCAAACCUAUGGAUAGGAUGUUUGCUAGGAUUUAUUUGGAAGAUAAUAUGGAGUUUGGAGCGUCUUCAUUCAUUCUUGAGAUGAAGGAAAUGAACUAUAUUAUGACAUCAUUAACGAAAAAUUCUCUCGUUAUUAUUGAUGAAUUGGGGCGAUCUACUGCAUUAGAAGAAGGAACUGCCCUAGCUAUUGCAAUUCUCGAAAAAUUGGCGAAUUCCUCGGCUUAUAUAUACAUUGCUACUCAUUUUACACUACUAACUCGCCUUUAUGAUAUGUAUCCUUAUGUCAAAAUUUGGCAAUUAGAAACUAUUCCAAAGGAUCAACAUUCUGUAAGAAGUCAGUUGGAUUACAAGUACAAUGUAUUACCAGGUGUUACUUCUAUUAAACAUUAUGGUGUGACUCUUGUAAGAGAUAUAUGGCCAAAUGAUAUUUUGGAGUAUGUUGAUUGUCUCAUGAGAAAAAUUUCAAAGGAACAUGAUCGAAAUGUUCUGGUCAUCGAUGAGAAGUCUCGUUUGAAAUAUAGUGUUGAGGCUAUGUUUCGAAAACUCAAACUGAAAAAUGAAUUGACCAUUUCCAAAAUCAAUGAAAUAAUCACUCAAUAUCAAGUGGAAUUGAAACAACUGGGAUAUGUUUUGAAUAUCAAUUCACUGGAAUCCAAUCCACGAGAAAAUUUGCCUUUGGUUGAUGAUAAUUCAGUUAACAAUUUAGAAACAUAUCCGAAUCCAGCAUUGGAUAGAUUUUUGGACGAUUCAAAUUCAUUUUGUCACAACCAAAACAAUUCGUACCAAUACAUGAGCCACUGUGGAAACAAAAAUGUUCGACAAAACUUUAUUGAAUCUGAUGUUUUCAAAAAGCCUGCUCCACCCAAGAACACUAUCAAGUCAAUCCACUCACAAGUUGAAUCUAUUCAUAAUGGCAAUUAUGAAGAGCUACUUUCGCCGAGUUUUCAGCUAACACCUAGUGUAGUGUUGUCUAAUGAUAUGGAUGACCACCAAUUUUCUAUGUCUUUCUGCAACGACCUAUCAAAAACUUCAACCCCUGUUAAUUUCUUCGAUAACAUUUGUCACUAUUCCUCAUCAUCUAAUGCCAGUCAAGAACCGAGUUUCAGUGUGCAGAAUGAUGCCAUUGACGUUUAUAAUGAUUCAAGACAUCAUAAUGUUGAGAAUUUUCAAGCAGACCUUCACUCUGAAAAUGUAUCUAGCAAUUAUCUUUAUGAAAUUGAUAAUCUACGUGAGGAGGAUGAAGUAUCAGUAGAUGAUUAUAUUCAUCGCAAUCAUUAUGAACAUUAUAUUUCUCCCACAGUUAAAAUCAUACAAGGAUUGGAUAAUAAAAGUUCGUCUUGGGAAGACCAAUCUGAAAAUGAAUUUUCAAAUCCAAAUUGCAUCUCUGAAAGUAAAAUUAAUAUUAUAUCGGAUAUCAAGAUUCUCUCUGGACAUGAAACUGUGGAAUCUAAAGAGCCCCAAAAUAAUUAUGAAGAUAAUGAUGUUUCAAAAGUUCUAUCUCAUUCAGAAUUGGAUAAAUCAUAUUCCGUAAUUACAGGUGCUAGUAAAGAUCCGAAUGUGUCUUUAGAAAAAUCUUUUCAAACGUUGCCUAGAAAGAUAGUUCGGUCCCCAGUCGAGCGAAUCAUCAGUCAGACACAUUCUGGGACUCCAAAAGUUGAGAAUAUGAAUACUUCACUAGAAAAAUCUGCUCAGACGGCGUCUGAACAAAUCGUUCGGUCACCAAUUGAUAAAAUUACCAGUCAAACAUAUUCGUGUAAUGAAAAUGAUCAUGAAGGGGCUGAUAAUAUAAAACAUGGAAUUUCAGAAAUUGGGGAUGAGUCACAGAAACAUAUGGCUUUGUCUCCUAGUUUUGUAGGGUAUGAAGGAAUCGCUGUUAACAGAGAAAAUGUUCUGAACAUAUCGGAUGCAUCUACAUGGAAAAUAAAUGCACCUCCAGAUAGUGAAAAUCUGCCGAAUUCCUUGGAUUCAACUUUAUCAUUAGAUAAUGGACAUAUGGUACUGCCGGCAAAUAAGGAAUAUGACAACCAAAAAUGUAUAUUACGCAGUGGUAGAAUUCGAGCGAACGACUCUAUCAGAUCAAGUACAUCAAUAAUAAUGAAUGAUAAUCCUAACUGUACAGAUUUCGAAAAAGGAAAAACUAUUCGAAGAGGCUACAAUACGGAACGCGACUCAAACGUAUCAUAUUCAAGCUUGAAUGACACUAAUGAUUCUUGUGCACACGAAAGUUACCACGUGAAGGGAUUAGUUCCAUCGCAUGAAUUUAAUGUAUCUGAAACAAGCGUGUUUCGAAGUCCUCUUAAUAGUAUUAAUAAAAUGAAUGAAGAAAAUAAGAUUAAAAACUUUACAUUCAAGAAGAAGAAACAGUUUGUAAGUACUGCGAUAUUCAAUAAUUAUCUUUAUCCUUCAAGUCAACAUAGUAGUCAGAGUAACCAUGACAUGAAGGAGCAUAGCAAUAAUUCACAACUAAUGUCAGAUUCAAAUUCAUCAAAAAUGAUGACAAUGGACGAAAAUGUUACUUACUCAAAUGUAUUUAAUGACCUAAUUCAAUAUGAACCUAAUAGACCGCAGAACUAUUCUCUUGGGGAAUUCAGAGAGAAUUCAGGCGGAAGUGCCAAAACAAGAAACGUAUUAAACACAACAAAGAUGGAUGAAGACGAUAACAAAAAUACCACAUAUUCCAGUACAUCAAAAGAUCUGCAAUAUAUGCCUAUUAUCCCGAAAAACGGUUCUACCAUAACCGAAACUAAUGCAGUAGAUAUAAGAAAUGGUGAUGAAACAACAAGCAUGUCAGUUGCAUCUAAGAUGAGAAAAUUAGGAGAAGACGUCACAUAUUCUAGUUCAUCUAAUUAUUUGGAUAAGAUUUCAUCUGCAGAGAAAAGUAGAUCUCUUGAUAAUGAAAAUAGCCAAAUCUACGAAAGAAACAAACUUGAAACAAGUGUAUCAUAUGCUUCAGAGCUAAGAACAUUGGACGAAGGUGUCACAUACUCUAGUGCAUUUGCUGAGAAAAGUAGUUCAGUCGAUAAUAAAGAUGACCAGAUCCUCAAAUCGAGCAUAGAUAAUGCAACAGCUCUGAAUGUAGAUGAAAACAACACAGACAUUAGCGCGUCCGAUGAUCAAUCUAACAAUAAACAUUCAUCUAGCUUGACAAGCCUGUCAAGUGCUUCCAAGAAAAGGAACUUGGAUAAUGUCUCAAGUUCUGCUAUCACAAAAAGUGCUGCUAGUACUGAACAUAUCAAGGUUUCAAACAAUAUUGAAGACAAGUCCAGCAGAAACUGUACGAGACUUGAGCUCGGAAUGGCUAAACAUACUAAAUUGGCAAGGAAGAGGUUUAUUCCACCAAGAACACUUAGUGCGAAAGAAAUCACAACAGAAUUGGAAGAACAAGGUAGAAAAAUAUUGGAAUCUAGCCAAAACUCUUCUAAUAUGAAAUACUGGAAGCACAUUGUCAAUCGACCAACAGUAAAACAGAUUCGAAACUCUACCCAACUUGCGUUAGUGAGAAAAACAAAUGAUGGUGUCGAAAUAUUUCCGACAAAUCACAAUACUAAAAAACCUAGAAAAAAAACUCCAAUGAAAAGGCAUUUCUCAAACGAGAAUUUUGAUAUGUCGAUUUUCAGUGACAAAAAUGCCAAAACUUUUGAAGAAUAUUUGAAUUCUGGUGAAAGGGACUAUAAUACUUUCCGAUCCAGAAUCAACCAAUGUGUGGAAGAAAAUUCAUCUUCAAAUUUCAAUCAAUUCGGAUAUUCAUUGAAUUUAGUGAGAGACCCUAACGAAGACAAUUUUGUACUGUCAGGCAGUACUGCUACGCCAUUUUACUCGAGUCAGUCAAGUGCUAUUUCAUUCUCAAGACCUCAGAGUUAUCCAGAUCAGAAUACAAGUUUCAAUAUAGCUACUUUCAAUGCAACCAUACAAAAUAACAAGGUUGCUUCUAAUACUGAACAAAUUGAUUUUACAUCUCUUACGCCAAACGGAUUUUACAAGCAAAAUAAAGAACAUAUAAAUACUAUCAUGAAUAAAUAUCUUCAAAAUCAGUCAAUUUCAAGUCAGUGUGAAAAUAAUGUUACCUUAAAUAGUAGAGAUAGAAGAAACAUAUUUGAGAACACUAAUUUGAACAUCGAAGAUCUAUCUAUUUGA